This is a messenger RNA of Populus euphratica (Euphrates poplar), 1484 nucleotides long. Its product is annotated as probable WRKY transcription factor 31. The record is from RefSeq and is a predicted model, not a curated record. NCBI's taxonomy places the organism in Eukaryota, Viridiplantae, Streptophyta, Magnoliopsida, Malpighiales, Salicaceae. Gene Ontology annotation, molecular function: sequence-specific DNA binding; DNA-binding transcription factor activity. The coding region runs from base 153 to 1484 and encodes 443 amino acids. Gene Ontology annotation, biological process: regulation of DNA-templated transcription. The transcript has 6 exons.
ACUUUUUUGCUCGCAAGAAACAUGAUGAUGGUUAUCCCAUCACCAACAAUAGCACUGACGAUUUGAAAGACUCUGGAAGUCCUGCUAGAUUGGAGCUAAACGUCAACACAGGUUUGAAUCUUCUUACUACUAAUACUAGCAGUGACCAGUCGAUGGUAGAUGAUGGGAUAUCGUCGAACAUGGAAGAUAAGAGAGCUAAGAGUGAGUUGCAGCUAGCUGUUCUCCAAGCUGAGGUAGAACGAAUGAAAGUGGAGAAUCUACGGUUGAAAGGCAUGUUAAAUCAGGUUACUAGCAAUUACAAUGCAUUGCAGAUGCAUUUAGUAACACUUACGCAGGACCAAAAGUCUCAUCACAAGAAUGAACAACAUGAUGGCAAAAAUAAAAAUAAUGGGAUGGUUCCAAGGCAGUUUAUGGAUCUUGGUCUAGUUGCUGCUGCUGCUGGUGACACCGAUGACCUUUCUCUAUCUACAUCAGAAGGGGGAAGGAGCCGUGAUCGAUCGAGAUCACCUGGAAAUAAUGUAGAGAAUAAUAAUGAAGAUGGGACACUAAUGUUUGAUCAAGAUAAGAAGGGAUUUGCUAGGGGAGCUGAUCAUAGAGAGGAUAGCCCAGGUCAAGGCUGGGCCUCUAAUAAGGUUGCUAGACUUAACUCGGCGAAAACUAUUGAUCAAACGGAGGCUACAAUAAGGAAGGCCCGUGUGUCUGUUCGAGCUAGAUCUGAGGAUGCCAUGAUAUCGGAUGGAUGUCAAUGGCGGAAGUAUGGACAGAAGCUGGCAAAAGGAAAUCCAUGUCCUCGAGCUUAUUAUCGGUGCACCAUGGCCGCUGGUUGCCCAGUUCGAAAACAGGUACAAAGAUGUGCAGAAGAUCGAACCAUCCUCAUAACUACAUACGAGGGCAAUCACAACCAUCCUUUGCCUCCAGCUGCUAUGGCAAUGGCAUCAACGACAUCAUCAGCCGCAAGAAUGUUGUUGUCAGGCUCCAUGUCAAGUGCUGAUGGACUAUUGAACUCAAAUUUCCUUACCAGAAGUCUUCUCCCAUGCUCCUCUAAUCUAGCUACUAUAUCAGCUUCAGCCCCAUUCCCUACAGUUACAUUGGACCUAACCCAAAAUCCCAACCCUCUACAGCUCCCAAAGCAACCAACUCAAUUUCAAUUCCCAUUUCCAAACGCACCUCAAGAUCCUGCCAAUGCUUCAGCUACUGCAUUGCUGCCUCAGAUUUUUGGACAAGCACUCUACAAUCAAUCAAAGUUCUCUGGCCUGCAAAUGUCUCAAGACAUGGAACCUCAUCGAUUGGGGCAACAAUCACAACCUGCAUCCCAGCAAAAUCCAUUGGCUGACAGUUUGGCCGCAGCAACUGCUGUCAUUGCUGCUGAUCCUAACUUCACAGCAGCGCUAGCAGCAGCAAUUACCUCAAUAAUUGGUGGUGCUCACCAAAACAUUAUUAAUAGUACUAAUAACGCUCAGACAACCAGCUUGGGUGAGACUUAG